Scaptodrosophila lebanonensis is the source of this 806-nucleotide messenger RNA. RefSeq names its product 28S ribosomal protein S10, mitochondrial (gene mRpS10). The record is from RefSeq and is a predicted model, not a curated record. The transcript is spliced from 3 exons. Bases 22 to 522 code for a protein of 166 amino acids. Lineage: Eukaryota; Metazoa; Arthropoda; Insecta; Diptera; Drosophilidae. Gene Ontology annotation, cellular component: mitochondrion; mitochondrial small ribosomal subunit.
ACAUACUUGCAUAAUUCAAUAAUGUUGCAGCUAUGGAAAACGUUGCGCGGCUCACAACUUGCCCCAGCCGUUCGCGCAUUUUCAGCCCUAAGCGCAACAUCUGCGCCGGGUAAAGUUGAUGUGGAACCCAUUCCGGCAUCAGAACUCGACAAACUAUACAGCAAGUUGGAAAUAGAGCUGCGGGGCGUUGAUCCGGCCGUGCUGAAGAGCUACACGUGGUUCGCCAAUACUGCUGCGGGGCAUUUGGGUAUUGAGACGGGCAAAUGCUGGGCACCGCGUAAGGCACAUCAUGACCGCUUGACUCUGCUGAAGUCUGUGCACAUCUAUAAGAAACAUCGCGCCCAGUAUGAGGUGCGCACAUAUUUCUAUUACUUAACCUACCACAAAUUGACGGGCUCAACAAUGGACACUUUUCUGGAAUACAUUGAGCGUAACCUGCCCGAAGGCGUAGCGUUGCAAGCCUCUAAAACGGAACUGCAGCAGAUACCAGAACACUUGAGCAAGCCUCCAGAACAAGUGUAGCAUUUUUUUAGAUGGAGACAUGUGUAUGUCCACAUAUAUGUAUGAUCGAUCUAUAUUCGAGAUUUUAUUGUGGUUUAAAUCUCGUUGUAGCUACCAAUGAUAAGCAACUGUCAAUAGCAUAGUAGCGAUUAGGUAAACAGUAAUCAGCGGAAUACGUAGCCAUAUUAUUCGAAAAUAUAAGCAUAAAUGUGUACUUAUUCUAUUGAUAACUAAUACCAAUUGCUGGGCUUGCGGACCCCAUUAGCAUUAAAAACAAUCAAAUAAAACUGAAACAAUAGCUCCUA